Messenger RNA from Xenopus tropicalis (tropical clawed frog), 13773 nucleotides. RefSeq names its product glutamate receptor, ionotropic, N-methyl D-aspartate 2B (gene grin2b). Bases 550 to 4899 code for a protein of 1449 amino acids. The transcript has 14 exons. The record is from RefSeq and is a predicted model, not a curated record. NCBI's taxonomy places the organism in Eukaryota, Metazoa, Chordata, Amphibia, Anura, Pipidae. Gene Ontology annotation, molecular function: signaling receptor activity; ligand-gated monoatomic ion channel activity; monoatomic ion channel activity. Gene Ontology annotation, biological process: response to mechanical stimulus; ionotropic glutamate receptor signaling pathway; behavioral fear response. Gene Ontology annotation, cellular component: postsynaptic membrane; postsynapse; endoplasmic reticulum membrane.
CUUAGCAAGGAAAUUCUCCCUUUCCCCCGACAUCCCGCCAGUGUGCUUUAUUAGUGUGUGGGGACAUAAGUCAGGGCUGGAGCUGUCACACUGAAGGGGGGUGUUGUAAAGGAGAACAUUAUGCUGCAGAUAGCAACAGCACUGAUCAGCUAAGGAACAAAUAAGCCUUCCAGCCCCACACAGAUCCAUCAGACACCUUCCCAAACCAAAAGGAUCUGACCACAAAAGGAGCUUGUUAUCCCAGCCCUGCAUUGUGCUUUGCUGAGGAAACCCUCAUUUAUCCAUUCCAUUCCUGCAUCUCUGCCUUUCUUCCCACAGCCAAGAAGGAUUUUGUCUACCGCACAAAGGAUUUUUCAGCUGCUCCCCUCCAAAUCCCCGUUCUUCUUGAAUUUUGUUUGUAUUAUUAUUUUUAUGUAUUUCUGCAUCCAGUUUUCCUAUGUGGAUAUGCAAGGUAGAAGAGAAAACAGCAUAAUCCCAACAUGUCCAGAGCUUUAACCCAGCAGACUGACGGAUCUGUAUCUACAAACCCAGGGAGUGUAAGAGUUGAAGAUGAGGCCCACAGAAGCCUGCUGCUACUUAAAAAUCAGCUUGAUUAUACUUUUUUAUAUGGGUUGCUAUGCCCAGAAACAUCCCAACAUGGACAUUGCUGUCAUUUUGGUGGGCACUACAGACGAGGUUGCCAUCAAAGAUGUACACGAAAAAGAUGACUUCCAUCACCUGCCUGUGACACCAAGGGUGGCGCUUGUCACCAUGAAUGAGUCUGACCCUAAAAGUAUAAUUACACGUAUCUGUGACCUCAUGUCCGACAAGAAGGUUCAAGGGGUCGUGUUUGGUGAUGACACCGAUCAGGAGGCUAUAGCUCAGAUAUUGGACUUUAUUUCUGUACAGACGCUUACUCCAAUCCUGGGUAUUCAUGGCGGAUCUUCGAUGAUCAUGGCUGAUAAGGAGGAGGCAUCCAUGUUCUUUCAGUUUGGACCCUCUAUCGAGCAGCAGGCCUCGGUCAUGCUGAACAUCAUGGAAGAAUACGACUGGUAUAUCUUCAGUAUAGUCACCACAUAUUUCCCAGGAUACCAGGACUUUGAGAACAAGGUACGAAGUACCAUUGAAAACAGUUUUGUGGGGUGGGAGCUUGAAGAGGUUAUCCAUCUGGACAUGUCUUUAGAUGAUAAUGACUCCAAAAUCCAGAACCAGCUGAAGAAGCUUCAGAGUCCCGUCAUCUUGCUUUACUGCACAAAGGAAGAAGCAACAUAUAUUUUCGAAGUGGCUCAUUCUGUGGGGUUGACAGGUUACGGCUACACAUGGAUUGUACCAAGUCUUGUUGCAGGAGAUACUGACACUGUGCCAGCUGAGUUCCCCACAGGACUCAUCUCAGUAUCUUAUGAUGAGUGGGACUAUGAUCUGCCUGCUCGGGUUAGAGACGGGAUUGCUAUAAUCACCACAGCAGCAUCCACCAUGCUCUCUGAGCACAAUUCCAUUCCUCAGUCCAAGAGCAGCUGUUACAACAUUCAAGAGAGUAGAGUCUAUGAAGCUCACAUGUUAAAAAGGUACUUGAUCAAUGUGACGUUUGAAGGUCGGAACCUCUCAUUCAGCGAAGAUGGCUACCAGAUGCAUCCCAAGCUGGUCAUCAUUCUGCUCAACCAACAGAGGAAAUGGGAACGGGUGGGAAAGUACAAGGACCGAAGCCUUAAGAUGAAGUACUAUGUCUGGCCCGUGUUUGAGCUGUACCCCAAUUCAGAGGAACACAAGGAUGAGCACCUGAGCAUCGUGACAUUGGAGGAGGCUCCAUUUGUUAUUGUUGAAGAUGUGGAUCCACUAAGUGGGACCUGCAUGAGGAAUACUGUUCCGUGUCGCAAGCAGAUACGCACUGAGAACCGCACUGAAGAGGGGGGAAACUACAUCAAGAGAUGCUGCAAGGGUUUCUGCAUAGAUAUCCUGAAGAAAAUAGCUAAGACUGUCAAAUUCACCUAUGAUCUCUAUCUGGUGACCAACGGCAAGCAUGGCAAAAAAAUUAAUGGGACAUGGAAUGGAAUGAUUGGAGAGGUGGUGACCAAGCGAGCCUACAUGGCCGUUGGAUCUCUGACCAUAAAUGAAGAACGCUCGGAAGUGGUGGACUUCUCUGUACCUUUCAUAGAGACAGGCAUCAGUGUCAUGGUCUCAAGAAGCAAUGGGACAGUGUCUCCCUCUGCAUUCCUAGAGCCAUUCAGUGCGGAUGUGUGGGUUAUGAUGUUUGUGAUGCUCCUCAUUGUAUCGGCAGUUGCUGUCUUUGUAUUUGAGUACUUUAGCCCAGUGGGAUACAACAGGUGCCUUGCAGAUGGCCGAGAGCCUGGUGGGCCCUCAUUUACCAUUGGGAAAGCCAUUUGGCUGCUUUGGGGCCUUGUGUUCAAUAACUCUGUGCCUGUACAGAACCCAAAGGGAACCACAAGUAAAAUAAUGGUAUCAGUUUGGGCCUUUUUCGCUGUCAUCUUCCUGGCCAGUUACACUGCUAACCUUGCAGCCUUCAUGAUCCAAGAGGAGUAUGUUGACCAAGUGUCUGGACUAAGUGAUAAAAAGUUUCAACGACCCAAUGACUUCUCUCCAGCUUUUCGAUUUGGAACUGUUCCUAAUGGCAGCACAGAAAGGAAUAUCCGUAACAACUACCUGGAGAUGCACUCGUACAUGGUUAAAUUCAAUCAGCGAUCUGUGCAGGAUGCUCUUCUUUCUCUAAAGACUGGCAAGUUGGAUGCCUUUAUCUAUGAUGCUGCAGUUCUAAACUACAUGGCUGGGCGAGAUGAAGGCUGCAAGCUGGUGACCAUCGGAAGUGGCAAAGUAUUUGCAACCACUGGAUAUGGGAUUGCCAUUCAGAAGGACUCAGGGUGGAAAAGGCAGGUGGAUCUUGCAAUUCUUCAGUUGUUUGGUGAUGGGGAAAUGGAAGAGUUGGAGGCUCUUUGGCUGACUGGUAUCUGUCACAAUGAAAAGAAUGAGGUUAUGAGCAGUCAGCUGGACAUAGAUAACAUGGCAGGAGUCUUCUACAUGCUGGCCGCUGCCAUGGCGCUGAGUCUCAUUACAUUUAUAAUGGAGCAUCUCUUCUUCUGGCAACUGCGGCACUGCUUCAUGGGAGUCUGCUCAGGAAAGCCAGGCGUUGUGUUCUCCAUCAGCAGGGGAAUCUACAGCUGCAUUCAUGGAGUUCCAAUAGAGGACAGGCAGUCUGCAAUGAACUCUCCUUCAGCCACAAUGAACAAUACUCAUUCCAACAUUCUCCGUCUCCUCCGCACUGCCAAAAACAUGGCAAAUCUUUCUGGGGUAAAUGGUUCUCCGCAGAGUGCUUUGGACUUUAUACGGCGGGAAUCUUCAGUCUAUGAUAUCUCAGAACAUCGGCGGAGUUUCACUCACUCUGACUGUAAGUCAUUUCAGCCAGAAGAAAAUCUUUUUAGUGAUUACAUCUCAGAGGUGGAGAGGACCUUUGGUAACCUUCAGCUUAAAGACAGCAAUGUGUAUCAAGAUCACUUUCAUCACCAUCGCCCUCACAGUAUAGGGAGCAACAGCUCUAUUGAUGGGCUGUACGACUGUGAUAAUGCUCCUUUUACAACACAACCCAGAUCUCUGUCCAAGAAACCUUUAGAUAUAGGCUUGCCAUCCAAGCACUCCUCAACACAAAUUGGUGAUCUGUAUGGCAAAUUUUCUUUUAAGAGUGAUCGUUAUGGUGCCCCUGAUGACUUAAUUAGAUCUGAUGUUUCUGAUAUAUCAACACAUACUGUUACCUAUGGGAAUAUAGAAGGCAAUGCUAAGAGAAGGAAACAGUAUAAGGACAGCCUGAAAAAGCGCCCAGCAUCAGCCAAAUCUCGACGGGAAUUUGAUGAAAUUGAAUUGGCUUAUCGUAGGCGUCCAAGGUCUCCAGAUCACAAGCGCUAUUUCCGGGACAAAGAGGGCCUGAGGGAUUUUUAUUUGGAUCAGUUCAGGACCAAGGAAAACAAUCCACACUGGGAACAUGUAGACCUAACCCAUAUCUACCCAGAAAGAGCAGAAGAUUUUAAACAUGAAACUUCUUGCGCAAACAGGCAGCACCAGAAGCAUGGGGGGGAGUUUGUACAAAAUGAACGUAAACAUGGCCCUGGAGGAAAUGCCUGGGAGAAAAACAUGAGCAAUGUGGAAUGGGAAGAUAGAACCUCAAGCAACUUCUGUCGUAACUGUCCUUCAAAGAUGCAUAACUACACAGGGCAAAACACUAACCGCCAAGCUUGUAUUCGUUGUGAAGUCUGCAAGAAAGCAGGAAACCUAUAUGACAUCAGUGAGGACAAUUCUUUGCAGGAUCUGGAUGCUCGACCCAUUCCUGCUGCCAACUCUAAAUAUCCACAGAGUCCUUCUAAUGGCAAGGCUCAGAAACGAAACAGAAGCAAACUCCACCGCCAGCAUUCUUAUGACACAUUUGUGGACCUUCAGAAAGAAGAUGUUACUUUAGCUCCCCGUAGUGUUAGCCUGAAAGAUAAAGAACGCUUCUUGGAUGGUAGCCCUUAUGCCCAUAUGUUUGAGAUGCCCAAUGAGACCUCCUUCACCAGCAAGUCCCAUGGCCCAAGCCACAAUCCUGGGGGAUACAUGCUCAGUCGUUCCUUGUACCCAGAUCGGGUUACCCAAAACCCAUUCAUUCCCACAUUUGGGGAUGACCAAUGUCUGCUGCAUGGGAGCAAGCCCUACUACUUUAGGCAACCCGCCAUUGGUGGCUUGAAAGGAAGGGCGGACUUCCGUGGGGCUGGAAAAUCACUUUCUUCUCUACAUUCAGGCCCUCCAGGCCAUUUCCAAAAAGACAUUUGUAUAGGGAAUCAACCCAAUGCCUGCGUUUCAAACAAUAAGAACCCCAGGUCUUUCAACAAUUCUACCAAUGGCCAUGUGUACGAGAAAUUGUCCAGCAUUGAAUCUGACGUCUGAGAGGGGGAGGUGGGCUGGGACCUAGAUUCUCCUCUCCCAAACCCAAAUGUUAUUCUCUUACAGUGAAGCAGAACAAAGGUGUUCCUGAAUGCUGUUGGAGCAGGAAACAUGAAAUGCAGCCUUUUAAUUCUCAUCGUCUUACUGGGGUCAUCUCAUAUUUUAAACCAUGUGGAUUUCAUAUCUCAUCAUGCAGAAACAUGGAGCUGACAUCAGAGGAGGGGGUGGGGUUAUUUAUUUUAAUUUACUAAAGACAUGAGUUAAUGCUGUAAAGGAGGCAGGACAAAUAGGUAAAGACACUCUCAAUAGUUUUCUUCCAUAUCUAUAAUAUCAAGGUCUGGGAGAAGAAAUGGAAACAAGGGGUUCUAAUAAGCAGCUUAAAUUUAAGUUGGUAUAGGGAAAGUUCCGAAGAAGAAUGUGAGAGGGUACUGCUUACACUAUGGAAAGCAUCACUGAAACCCUCAAACUGGGCAGCCAUUGUUGAUGAGCCCGUGUUUAGUGCCAUCUCUUUAGAAAAGGUGCCUGGGAACUGCCCAAAAUGAAUGCUGGUGGUAUGUCUGUGUAAAGAAUGUCCAAAGACGCUGAAUGCUAUAUUACCAUAUACUGGUCUAUAAAUGAUAGAUUCCAUAGCUUUUGUAUCCACCUUAAACUCCUGUUCCAUUUCUGUUCUGGCUGCACAUGCAAUCCAUUCUGAAUUCGAGCAGUCCUUCCCAAACAUAAAGGGACCUGCUACCCGAAAGAAUCAGGAAAUACUAGAAAUGGUUAUAUUACCUUUACAAUGCACAAAAGAAAUAGCUCAUCCUUAAGUUUAAGCACUAAAUAUUUAAUCCGUAUAUACUUUAAGGACUGAAAUGAAUAGUGCAAAUAAGGUAGCUCAGGAACACCAUAGAAAUAGACUAGACCAUUAACUAGUAGCCCAAAUUAUCCAAAUAGCUCAGCCUAAAACACAUUUGUAUUCUAAUACUGACCCAUGAUAGAAUAUCCAGCAGUAUAGACUUAAAUAGCUUUUGUAUUUUUGAUAUAUAUAUGUAUAUAUUUUGCAAAUUGUGUUCUUGAUUCUGUUGUGCUGCAGUUUAUGAUUUUGAGGCUCAUGAUAGGCAUUUUUAUUUGUACUGACUUUUUUUUUUUAAAAAAAUUGGUCUGUAGACUUAGCAGGAUAACAAGAUGUAAGACACAUCUGGAUCAAAGGGCUUCCCUAUCAUGGAACUAUCUUUCAGAGGUAGACAAUGCCAAUGUGGGUUGAGGAAUAGUAAAAGUCCUUCACAGUGAAGAAGAAAGUUUAGAUAGCAUUAGGAUUUCAGUUAAUCAAGCCUAACAUCACAAUCCUAUAAAGGUACAGUGUUACAAAUAGGCCGUAGUUCAACUGAAUUCAAAGGGAAUAACAACCAAAAGGAAUUCUUUACCAACCUCAUAGUGACCAUAACUGCUUGGAUUCCAUCAGAAGGAUCAAGCACCUACUGUAUCUUUUUGACCAAGAUCGUUGAGGAUAAGUAUACAGGUAAAUAUAGAAUAUGUAAGAAUAAAGAGAUUAAAGAGAAGAUUAAGAUAAUUACUGGCAAUUGGGUAGCAUUGUGCGUGAAAUUACUAGUGCUGAGGGCUUUUUCACAUUUGGUCUACACUUCAGUUAUACAGCUAGAAUAUGUAAUAUAAUAUUCACAUAUAUUUGCACUCUUGUUUAUAUGAACAGAUAACAUCUUAAAUAUUAUUUGGAAAUAUAUAGGAGAUUUUGUUUUGACUCUGAUCAGAACGUGGUGCGGUUGAGUGUGGUGAACGCAGGUGAUUGAGGGCAGUCUCCUAGCACAAGAACUACUGUAUGACCAUAAGGGCAUUAACCUUCACCUCUCUUAGGUGACAUUUGGAUAUAGCUGGAGAAAGUGGGAUGCAUCAACCUAGCCUCCAAUUAGUCCUUCCAUCACGUUGAAUGUGAGGGGAGAGUAAUCAGGGUGCCGCUUCAGUCAUCAAAAAACAUGGGACGGGACCAUACCGCCCACUGUUAAGUUAUUUAGUUUUUGUAAAUAAGUGUUUGAGACUUUUUUGAUAGACUUUUUGAUGAAUUUCUAGUGACACAGAGGGAGAGAAGCUUUUGUGUCCUACCCCAUGACAUCUGUUCCUAAAGUUUGAAAGGCUCUGUAUUCUUGUGCCAUUUCCCUGAGCCAUCGGUCAUAGAUGUUCAUGGUUCUUGGCUCUCUAUUAUUUUUCUUCUUCAUGUGCCAUUUGAAAGAGCUCUGUCCUGGAGGUGAGAUGCUCUUAUUUUGUGCCAAUUUCUCGGGCCGCCAUUGCCAGGCUCUUAUACAUGUGCCAAAUUGCUGAAGCCACCUUAGAUAUAACAAUCAAUUAACUAUUCAUUUAUGAAGCCAUUCAACCAUGAUGUGACACUGACAUUGUUUUUGUGCCAACUGUUAAGGUCUAUGAAUAGUUCUCAAUGAGUCUGUUUUCUGGACUUGACCAUCGAAAGGGGUUCUCCAUUAAAUAAAAAUACAUUUCUUUACCAUGGUAUCAUGGUUACAUUUCCACUUGGAGGUAUCUGUAUCAAGGCUUAUGAUGCGACACAAAUGUUUCUGUGAGAUUUUCAUAAGUUGCAUUUUCCUUUUUUAUUUAUCACCUUCUGAAUUUAAGAAAUUUGAUAAACAGCCCCACUACAGCUGAAAGAAGGUCUAAUGUCCAGCCGGAGACCUGCAAGCCAGAUAUGGCCUCCAAGGGAUUAUUGUGGUCUCCAGGCAGGUCAAGGGCUCCAUAGACUUCUCUGUAUAAUAUUAUAAGGCUCAUUUACAAAUACAAGCACAGGUGCAAAGUGCUUAAAUGUAUGCAAAGUUGUCAGCUCUUAAACCCUUUUCACAAGGGACUUUGCUCCUAUACACCCUACAUAAAAUUUGAGUGUACCCCCGAUGCACUGUAGCCUGAUCAUUAUCAUUUGUUUGUUGCAUUGUUAAUGAGCCUUCAUAAUUUUAAUAUAUAUAACCAUUGGGUAUGAUUAAUAAUUAGGCCAUUGCUUUCAAAGUUUGCACAGCACAGGCCUAGAUCAUUCAUUCUGUUCCUAAGAAGAUGCUUGGUACAACAGCUGGUUUAGGGGCCUUAGAGACUUUUCCAUUAAACAGUGUUUUACAGUAGAGUCCAACCAAGGGGAAUGCUAGAGAGAAUCAGUUGAUGUGGUGGAACCAAGGGGGCGAUUACAGUCUGCAAGAUUGAUGGUCAGAGAAAUCCACCCUUGGUUAGUGUCUACAUAGGUUUAGAAAGUGAAUCUAGCUUUUAGUCUAGUUUUAAAUAAAUGAAGAAAAAUGCUUAAAAAACCUAAGUACCAUGGAUGGAAAGUUAAUAUACUGUAAUAGUAUAGCAAUAAAGAGACCAUAUAACUGUAGCUGGCUAAGGUCCUUGCUGCACCCCUGCAGGAGAGCCAAUUAGGUCAUCCUCUUGGGUUUUUCUACAUAUUCCCUUCUCCAAAACCCUCUGACUACUUCAUUUAGUAAGCAGUCAGUAGACAGGGGACUUUAGCCAGUAUGGGGAACUUUGAAUGACAGUGUUCUGCUAUGGACUAAAUAUACUAACUAAAAGUGCCCAAUGUGUCCAACAGUUCAACUCAUUUUGUAAUAAUGCUAACAUCUUUACCACAUUUAUACAUAUAUAUUUAGUCCACUGUCUAUAGUGUCUGUGCAUAUAAAGCCCUUCUUUAUAGAGCUACCUGCCCAAGUUCACAAGAAACCAGCCACUAGAAUUAAACCAAGCUUACUGGUGCUUUGGUCCAGUGCCAAGGUCAAUUGUCCACCCACUAAACGAAUUAUAUUAUUCUCUCAAGCAGCUUUUGUGUCCUUCAAAUCAUCCUGAAUGUAACAGUGCCAUCCAGUGAUGGAGCAACUCAAUGAUAAGCACAUUUACUGGCUUGCAUUUCUGGUUGCCACUAGCUAUGGCUAAUGGUUGUGGCAUGGUAUUAUUGAGACAACUUGGGCAACUCUGCUCCCAUUUACAGUAGUUAGAGUGGCCCCUAGUGGUUGUGGGUAAGAAAAAAAACACCUCCAUGCACUUAACUUCCCCAGCAAUGAAACAUUUUGCCUGCUUACCAUCCUUGCAACCAAAUAUAAAUAUAUAAAAUGAUUCUCAUUGACACCAGCCCAAACUCAGUCUCCACAGACAUUCAGCUACACAAGAAUUGCAUAGGAAUAUCUGUUAUUGUAAUUUGUGAAUGAUACAGGUCCUUGAAAGUACUAGGCAACCAAUAUGUGCCUAAUUAGGUAUGUUGAUAUGUAAAAUGUGUCCUGAAACGACAAACAGUGACCUAGUUUGGUCUUCCUUUAUUUAAAGGGUUAACAAAAUUUUCCUUAAUGUUUUAGGUCUUCAAAUGCGUUCAGGUUCUAUUCCGCCCUCACAUAUUGUGUAGGAAUUGUAGCGCAGGUUGGUCCCAGAGAUUUCCCUUUCCUGCUGCUGUUGGUGCUUUCCCACAUAAAUAAUGCUGCCCCCUCCCAAUCACCUCAUUCACUGCCAGUUUCCAGAAACAGAAAAUAUAACACGCUGAAAUAUCAAUAUGUCAGAGUUGCAAUACGCAGGGCAGUGGCCAACAUCACAGAAACUGUGUAACACUGACCCUGCUUACUAACAGCAGUCUCUCUGAGCUCUGAGUAUAAAGCAUAGCUUCCUUGGCCAACCAGGAAAGGGCAGGCUCCUUGUGUCUUUCCUGUGUCCUUGGGCAAAUGUACUGGCCUCUUGGUGGCCACCAGGGAUACACACAACUUGGCUAAAAGUAUAUGUAGUUUACAUAUGGAUGGCUGGCAGGUUUGUACAAUGCUUUAAAAUGCAGCAUUCCCAAAAUGAUACAAUCCUAAAAACACAACAUAAAAUUAUACAGCACCUUGUAUCCUAGUAGUGCUUUUUAAAUAAAGCUAUAUAUACAUACAAUAUCCACAACUUCAGUGCACCAUUAUCAGUGCAGCAGCCCCUUUAAUAUACCUAUUUAUCUGACAAAGUUACUUUUGGACAGUAGAAAAACAAAGGCAUAUCGAAUCUACCCUAGAACCAGGCACAUGGACCAGGUAGCCAUGAAAUAUCAUGGCUUGCAGGGAUAAAAGGGACCUAGAUUAUUCCAGAACUGACCUCAUACCAUAAUUCUCACAUGCUCCCCAAACCAGUGGUACCUACAGUGAACAUGUAAGGCUUUGGGUCAGAUGGUUAGUGAUCAUGCCAACACCCUUGGGAUAAUACACUUGCUACAGAUACAGACACUUUUUUCACUUUAAAAACCUGGUAGUGUGUACAGUACAAGAUACAUAUUUAUCAUGAAAUACACACACACACACACACAUAUAUAUAUAUAUAUAUUACAGGUCGGAGAACUUGAGCUUCUACAGUACAUGAAAGCUUGAACAUAAAGCGUGCCAUUACUCACUGAUGACUUACAUAUCAUGUAGGAGUAGGGUUUCAUGGGAGUCAGUUUCCCUUGUGGGUCCCUGUAACAGUACAAUGAAUGAUGUAUCAGUCAGAAAACCACAGAGCAGCGAAUCUAGUUCUUCUGGUCCCCAAAAGCAAACUAAUUAAAGGAACAUGCGAAUAUGCCCCUUUUAAUUAAUGUUAUUUAAUUUGCACAUGAUUUCUUUGGUACAUCUUCUAUAAUAUGUAUGUUAUUGUAGAAUAAUGGUAAUAGCCAGUUUCCAACUCCCAGUACUUAAAAUGGUUGCAGGAAAUCAAGCAGAAUUGCUAUUUAAAAAGUCCUUACAAUUGAGGUAGCCUUAUCCAUUUUUCAUUCUGAAUAUUUGGGUGCAAAGGUGGCCAAACGCAGGCAUAUCCUUGUAGGUAUCCGAUCAACUGGCCUGUGGGUAUAAUGGACAGAAACCAUAGAGGGACAAGAUAUGACAUGGACACCUUCCUGUUGUUCCGAUCAUUAGGACAGACGGCUCAAACAAUCGGAACAGGAGGAAGUUAAGAGGAUCUGCGGCUAUUCUUCAUUUCCUUAUGUGCCGAGGCAACAUACAUUGGCAGAGAUACUACACUGGGAAGAUAAGAUUUUCCAGCUUCCUGCCAUACAGAAUAUUUCCCAUGUAAUAGUGCUGGUAUGGGCAUACUAUGCUCUGCUAGUUGCAACAGAAGGAAUUGUUUGCCUGUUGGGUGAAGGAAGAAAUUGCUGUGUCAGGGUACUUUUCUUUUUCAGACCUCAAUGCCACAAGUUGGAAACAUUACAGGGUUGGCGACAGCACCCAUGGUACAGCACCCAAACAGGUAGCAAUAAAUAUCAUACUAUGGUAUGCCAUGCCUUGAUACAUAUGCUUCCGAGUGGAAAGAAGCUAGGAUUUAAGUCCUACUUGGAGAAAGAAUAACCUCUGAUGUUUCAGUUUCGCACUCAUUGCACCCCAAGGGGCUGUUGGCCAAAUUAAGGUUUGAAAGGAUUCGCUUGUUCAGGGAUACUGAUAUAGAGACAGUCAGCCUCCUUUGUAAGCUCAGCGUGUAAUCAUUUCUAUUAUUGGUGGGUUUCCACUUUUUGGCUGUAGAAAUUUGUGCCGUUGUAUAGGACACUUCAUUUCUUGAAUAGCUUUUUUCUUGUGUGGUUGAUUCUUCUAUAUAAUCAUUAAUUUAUUACAUUGUUUUAAUUUUUUUUCCUCAAGCAGCUGUUUUCCAGGCUGACAUGUCAUCUCUUUAGAUGAACCCAUUCAAUAUCAUGAAGUGCUUUCUGGUCUCACCAUAGCUAGUGUUCUGGCUAGAAAGCUACAUUCAUUACAAAUGUGAUCCACUUGACUGACAGCAAAUUAAACAGGAGGUAACCAAGUGCCAAACAUUAUCAGAAGCAGAAAUCCAUAAAGGAAUGACAAACACAAUUGUAUAGGAAAAUCCAAUAUUUUAUAGUAUUUAAAGGGAAAUGAACGCUAAAGCUUUUAUUAUCUACUCAAGUGCUUAAAAGUUGUAUAAAUAACAUGGCAGAGUUUGCUACUUAGGUUUUACAUUUCCCAUGGAUUGGCUUAGUGGAAUGAGGUUGUCCCCCUCUCCACAUGUUCCUCGGAGUAGUACCCUAGAGGUGAGUGAGGACAAGUCAUGUUAAUAAGAGGUAUCCAUUGCCCAGUCACGUGCUCUGUAACAUGGAAGGAUAGAGUGGGAAGCUUGAAAAUACACAAUUUUAAAUUAAGUAAACAUUGGGCAGAAAUAAAUCCGUUUUUUUGGUGUUCAUUUCUGUUUAAUAGUUUGUCUGACAGUAAACUGUACAUAUUUUUCAGUGCUUAAGAAAUGUUUAUAUAAAUUCCCAGGUGAAUUUGACAGAACCUUCCCCUGGUGGGUGGGUCAUAACAUCGGAUAAUAAACAGCACUCUGUAUUCUCAAUUACUAAACAUAUUUAUUCACAUAAUUGGCACAGAGCAGUUAGACCAUAACACAAAUAGUAACCAGGGCUGGCCUUUAGGUACAUGAUGCCUAGCAACGGACACCUUUCAACAAUACAUCAUAUUCUAUACAUACAAAUAACUUCACAAGUUGGUUGAUUUCCAACCAAACUAAAUAAUUAUCAGAAAAUGGAAGGCUUUUGGACUCCUGCCAGUGAUUUUGUUGAUUGUUCAAGUUUCCAAACAGUGUUCAUUGGCGAAAAUAUAAAAUCAGGCAAAGUAACACCAUCCCCCGCUUUAGCAGGUAUAGGUUUGGCCAACAUUGAACUCUCUGGGCAGAUGUCUACAGCUCACUGGUCAGGGUAAUCAGUGGCCAUACACAAGGCCACAUUGUACCAUUUUAGGAUCUGUCAAAAGUCUCAUAUAUUGGCAGUUGAAUUGGUGUUUUAUACAGAAAGUAGAGAGUUGUUCUGGAGCAACCCUAAGGCCAGCCCUGAUAGAGACAAGAAUUCACCAAAGCUAUGAAACUCCAUUCUUUGAACAGCAGUUGACUAGAACACUAAAUAACAAUAUGAAAAGACUUAGGGGAUUGAAUUCUGCAUUAGGACUUCUACAUUUACUUAUUUAAUAUAUAUAUAUAGUAAACAGUUAUGCUUUGACCUUGAUUUUGUUCCUAUUAGAAAUGCUAAAUGGGAGUAGACAAGCUAAUGGUUUCUAAAUAUGGAUCAGUAAUUGUGGGAAUGAAAUUACCCCAAUGAAAGUCUCAUUUCCGAGCUAUUUGUUUCUAAGACUAAAGACUCCCUAAUCUAUUAACUGUUUGAUUCAAAGUAAAACAAAACAGUUCAUCAAAAAGUGCAGUUUUCCACAUAAAUGAUUCAUUUUAUUCUCCCCCGAGGUCUGGAAUAUAUAUAUAUAUAUAUAAUGACCAUCUGAAAUCCUGUACUGUAUAACAUGAUAGAAGAAUGCAUUACAUGUGUAGAUUAAAACUGUGCUUUUCCUUUGGACCUACCUGGAUUGUGUGAGCCGGCGAGAACAAACAUACGAGGCUAAUAGGAUCUUUACAUUUCCAAACAGGUAUUUGGAAAACAGGAAGUUGUAGCCAUUCAUACAGGAAGUGACAUCAGUGUCUAGGAGAAAAAUGGAAAGUAGCUCAUUUUGGUGAACAGAAAGCCAGAACUGUGAUAAAAAAACUUUUUUUUCUGACAAUUUUUUUUUUUUUAAUUUUUUUUUAAAUGUGUUCACAAAUAAGAAAAUGAAAAAAAAAAUGUUUACUAUGAUUCCUCCUCUGCUGUUUACAAAUAAAUCGUUUUAAAGGGACAAGAAACUUUAAAUGAAAAUAACGUAUAUAUAUGUAGAUAUAUAUAUUAAUUGAAAGUAAUUCACAGGCGUUUUACAUUAUGAAACAGGGUGUUUUUUUUAAGUCAAAUGUUUAAAGAAAAAAAAAAAACGAGAUCAAAAUUCUCUCUGAAUUUCAUGUUGUUUAUAUGUGUGUAAAAUCGAACAAACAAAUUUUGAAGGCAAUUUUUCACGCCUCUUAACUGGUAUAAUAAAAAUGAAUAAAAUAAAGGACUCAUCUGAAUUUUGCCAGAGA